Molecule: messenger RNA, 7645 nt
Organism: Rotaria sp. Silwood1
Lineage: Eukaryota; Metazoa; Rotifera; Eurotatoria; Philodinida; Philodinidae
Source: the annotation of a GenBank genome assembly
AUGACACAAUUUUUGACUCUUCAUAAGGAAUUUUCAGAUAAAAUUGAAUCAAUUUAUACUCGUUUGGAUACUCUCAAAGAUGUUGCCGACAUAUUUUUACCUGAAGGCAAAAUGAAAAUUCUUAAUGAAUUCAAAACAUUUGACGAAGUACAUUUGGCCAUUUGUGGAUAUAAUUCCUCUGGGAAAACAUCGUUUCUCCAUCAUUUUCUGGAAAAUGGUUCCUUCUUGCCGGCUGGAACAGGCGCUGUUACUGCACGCAUCGUACAAUUCUCGUACGCUCCAGCCGAAAAAGCAUGUCUAUUAAUUCAUGAUGGAGGUAUUGACUCACCUGCCAGCAAAGAUCCAGUUGAUCUCUCAAAAUACUUCCUAUCCACGAAUGCAAUGACAUCCAAGGAAAAGCAAGAACGUUUGAAAAAUCUUAAAAGUGUUAUCAAAGAACAUUUGGCGCGUCCUGAAGCAAUUGGCGUACUCUCGAAUGAGUUCACUGAAUGGGCGUCACAUCUAAUUGAAAUUCAGAUUCCGUCGCCUAUUCUUAAACUUGGUGUCAUUGUAUACGAUACACCAGGGUUUCUUCUUAUGGAUGCCCCCAUACUCGUCGAGAAUUUAAACGCUUUAAUCAGAGCUCGGCAUCCUUCUCUACUAUUCCUCUACGACAACGCUACUGUAUCGGAAGACUCGCGUAAGUGUUUUGAUGCACUCAGGUUAUCUCUUGAAAAAAUAGGUGAUGUUGGUAUUUUCUUUCUCAAUACCAAAGCUGAUGUUAGCACAAUUCUACGCGAUGCCGAGAUAGAUGAAUUAUCUGAGGAACCAGAAUUACGUGAAGUUCUCGAAGCGGAGCGAGCUCGUCGAUACAACCUGUUACGUGAUGUGAACGAGAUGAACAGCGGUUUGCCUGAACAAUUGAAUAAUUGUGAUUGUUUUGACAUAUUUAGUGUCGAACGUCCCGAACAUCCGAUGGAACAAGCAAUGAAGGGGAAUGCCAUCGAUCGUAUUGUCACUUUUGCAGCAAGACAUGAUUUAAGAAAUGCCGAACAAGUCAGUCACAUCAUGAUACAUGUAAUAACUACAUUUUUUGACUUUGUACUCGUUACCAAUCGACGGUCGAAGGAAGAGUGGGAAAGUUUGCGACGCGAAGCACUUUUAUGGACUGAUCAGUACUUUCAAGAUUACUCUUUACAAUUGGACACUAUCAUCAAAGAAGCUGAACGACAAUUACCUGUAGUAUUUCGCAGAAACCGCGAUAAUUUGGCUAAACGAGCGAAGGAAUAUGAACCAGUAUGGCAAAUGCCAAUAUCCUUCCUUGAUCCACUAAUCGAUAAGUUUUCUAUGGCGCGCCGAUCAGGAAGGAUCCGUUCGAUCCGAAGGAAACGCAUCACUUAUUUUAUUGAUACGACUGUUAAAAAUGAAAUACUCGUACCAACUCUCAAUAAAAUCGUAAAAGAUAUGAGUAGUCAAGUAAGAACGGGCACCAAUCAACAAGCACCUUUACCAAAAAAAUCUUCGAAAAAUGAGCUCAUUAUGGCGGCCUACAGAGAAUUUCUCAAUGCUAUUGGGAAUAUUGAUAAUAGAAACUUAGGAUUUAUCAAUGAAAUUUCUAUUAUGGCGUGGUGGGCGCAGCUCUUUUUUGUUAUUCCUUACUCAAUUCUAGUUUCACCUUUGCUUGUUGCAGUACGACUUGCGAAACGGAAUCCACUAAUGCAGGUAUCGGAAGAACUUCAAGUUUUAAACAUAAUAGACCAUGAGCUUAUCGAUGCUGAGCAUAAGUUAGCUUCUUGUGCUGAGCAAAUUAGAGAAAAUAUUCAAAAGUGGCUUUCAGACAAUAAGGAUCAAUUCAAAAAAAGGGUGGCAAAUUAUGCGAAGAUUGUCAUGCAGACAAUAAAUCAUCGAAAUGAAGCUUACACACUAGCGCGUAGAUUUGCUGGUCAAUUUGCACGUAUCGAGUGUCGAUUAGUGGCUAACUUGGAUUUGGCUAAACAUCAUGGAGUGAAACCUAAGAUCGAUCUGCAGGAAGAACUGAGUAAAGGAGGCUUCUUCUCGGUACAUCCUGCGUCAUGGGAUUCAGAGCAAUCUCUUGUAGCCAAAGUUAUACUUAAUCCCAUUGCACAUCCUGAUGUGGCUUAUCUAGAAGCACACUUUCAUCGCACUGUAGCUGAUUUAAAUAUUGAACACUCAGUACCGCUUCGGUAUCUCUACGAAGAGGAUAACAAAAACCUGUUUAUUCUACUUCCUCGAUACUCGUCAAGUCUACAUACUUACCUGUGUGAUCAUAUGGGUGAUAUAACAAUAGAUAAAGCUACUCAAAUCGUACUUGAUGUUACCCGUGUUGUAGCACAUAUGCAUGCCUACGAACUCGUCCAUCGUGAUAUCAAAGCUCAAAAUAUUUUGCUCGACGACAAUCUUCAAGUGUUUCUGGCAGACUUUGGAACAUGUCAACAUGGUGUCGAAAACUCGACAGUGAUCGGAUCACGUCCGCUUGCACCAGAAAUAACUGUGGACAGUAGCCAUGAUUUCACGUACAAGGGCUCAGAUGCGGAUAUUUAUGCAUUGGGUGUACUGAUGUAUGUCAUAGCACCUAAACCAAUUUACUAUCCAAUCACUCAACUCAUUUCUCACGCUCAAAUAGAUGCACUCGUUAACAUUCCGAACAGUUACAUCGAUUUGAUGCGUCGGUGUCUAUCAAAGGAACCUGAAUCACGUCCAAAAGCACUGGAGCUGGUCCGAGAGCUUGAGAUCAUUGCAGAUCAGAUUGCAAACUCCAAACCAUGUCUAAUGUGUUUGGAUCGACCAAGAUACGCUCGGUGUCUGCCCUGUCGACACAAGACUUUAUGCCAAACAUGUCUCGCCGAAAUUCAGCGACGAGCUACCAUUGCACAGCCACCACUUUGUCUUCUUUGUCGACAACCAAUCACAAGUACGCUCGAAGAUGUCGAUGGUAACACCUACAUAGGAUAAUAAAUGCAUUAGUGUUUUUUUCAUCGGAUAUCAACUUGAAGUCAAACUAAUUUUUAACAACCAUGAACUUUGCUCUGUAGUAAGUAAUCUUGAGGGUGAGGGAUGGGAGUGAGGAUCUGCAUAUCAAAUGAAAACAAAUCGAUCUAGCUUCCAAAGAAAACUCAAAUCAAUGUGCUAGUCUAAACUCUUGCUUUUCUGCAAUUGACUUUAUCGAUUCCAUAUAUAUGAAAUUCAAUAUAAAUAUGCUUUAAUUUUUUGAAAGAUUAGAAUACGCGGUGUAAUUUCGCGGACACGUUUCGCAUUAUUCAUCGAAUAACAGUAAAACAUUCAUUAGGGUUCUACAUCACAAUUAUAAGCAACAUUUCUCAAAACUACAGGAACCUAUUUUCGAAAAAUACUUUCAUGCGAAUAACAGGAGUAUCAGAAAAAACAACGUGUAUUUCAUUUUUUGAAAAGGAGAGGGUGUGGGUGUGGAUGGGUGUGAGUGUGGGGUGUGGAUGGGUGUGAGUGUGGGGUGUGGGUGCGGGUGUCGGUUUGGAGUGGGUAUGGGUAUGGGUGUGGGUGUGGGUGGGUGUGGGGGAGAGUGUGGAUAUGGAAUAUCUAUUCCAUUUUGUACACGUCGACACCUAAACGCACACCCACACACCCACACGCACACCCACACCCACACCCACACCCACACCCACACCCACACCCACACCCACACCCACACCCACACCCACUCACACCCACACCCACUCCCACACCCACACUCACACCCACCCACACCCACCCACACCCACACCCACACCCUACACCCACACCCACCCUCCGGUACAAUUUGGUUCGGCAUUUUAUUGCAAACAGUCUGAUGAAAUCCAGGGUGGAUCAAUAGGUUUUUCGAUGGAACCUGACAGUUUCUGGUAUGAUCCAAUACCGCAGCCGAUCUUUUCGGAUAGGAUCUACAAGUAGGAUUGAAUUAUGCGAAUAUAAAUCAAAAUUAUCAGCUGAACAUAUUCUCGAAAAUGUCAAAUCAGUUUUGGAACGCUUGAUAAAAGACUUGGUAUGGAUCCUUGACAAUCACAAUCUGAUUCGAUGCUUCUUACUGCUUUCAGUUUCUUUUAUGUGUGUACAUACCUCCAAAGAGAGAAAAGAAGUGACGUAGUUUUUGGCGUGCUUCGAAGCUAUUUCUUCGUAUAUAACGUACUGUGAAAAAAAAUGUUUUUCAAAAGAGGAGAAUAAAUAAGCGAACGACAGAAAAUAAUUACUUCUUUGGCAAAAAAGCAACAUGCAUUUUGUUCCUUUUCUUGUAUAGAAAAAAAAUUGCGCAUGUCGUUGAGUUUAUUGAUCCAUUUUACUUGCUUCAAUCAUGAGUGACAGCAUUAAUGAUGUGAAGAAUCAAUAUGGAUCGAUCUUUGUAAAGAAACGACAAAAAUUCAAAUGCGGUCGUAUACAUACAUUAUAAUCCGUUAUGAACUUUCAGAUCCGCAUUGGACAACUCCACAUUGCAAUUGACGAGUCAAAUUGUAUACAUGUCAGAUUCAGGUAAAUAAAGAAAGUGGCUAUAAUUCUUGUGGUGGGUGCGGGUGUGGAUGUGGGUGUGGGCGUGGGUGUGGGUGUGGGUGAGGGGUGUGGGUGUAGGUGUGGGUGUGUGGGUGCGGAUGAAGAGAAAAACUACACCCACACCCUGAGUAUGAGUUACAAGAAGACAUGAGCCCACACUCACACCCACACCGACAUCCACACCCAUACCACACCUGCACACUCACAACCACGCACCUACACCCAAACACCCACCGACACCCACACCUACACUCGCACACCCACACCCACACACCUACACCCACCCACACCCACACCCACACCCCACACGCACACGCACAUCCUCACCCACACCCACACCCACCCACAUCCUCGCCCACACCCACAUCCUCACGGGUGAUCUUCGCUUGAAAUGCGAAAAACACCCGUCUCCAGAGGCGGCUCUGAAAUACCUUCGAAUAAGUUUUUCCCGCUGAGAAGAAAUCCACCCUGCAAAAAAAACACUUUCGAAUAAUUUUUGUGAGAAAUCCGAAGAGAAUAUGAUUCGUUGUCAAUAUUUGUACGCUGUCGUCUAUAUAUUUGACAAACAACUAAGAAUGAAUAAAUUGGAAUAAAAAAGAAUCGCGUCUGAAGCAAAAACUUUCGUGGACAAAACACAAGAACUGCAGUUGACAAUCGAUUGAAGGUAAUAUGCAUCGCUAUUUUUUUCUACAUCUCAUUAGAAUAGUGCGAUUUAUUUCAUUCCUGUGUCAAAUAGUGUUUUACAGAAAAAAAAGAGUCGUCAAGUUGAAUUGUAAACUGAUGUUUUACGAAAACAAUUUUGAUACCUAUAUGCGCAAAUUAUGAAUGACUGUUACGUAGAAAUCUAAAACGCCCUACGGGAUGAAAACACUCAUUUACACUCACAGUUUGAUGUCAAAUUCCGUAGUUGACUAUCUCAAAUAAUACGAGGGUGUGGGUGUGGGUAUGACAUGGGUGUCUCUGUGUGACUGCGCAUGCGACCAUCGGUGUGGAUCUUGGGAGAGCUCGCAACCGGCAUCCACCCACACACCCACAUCGCACACCGAUCCACAGCCACGCCCACACCCACACCUACCAUCCUCGCGCACACACCCAAAUCCCACACCCACCCACACCCACCCACACUCACUACCCACACCCACCCACACCCACACCCCAACCAACCACCAACCACCAACCACCCACCACCCACACCUCACAACCACGCACCCACACCCACAUCCACCCACACCCAACACUCACACCCACACACCCGCACCCACACUCACGCACACCCAUGCACCUACACCCAAACACCCACCGACACCCACACCUACACUCGCACACCCACUCCCACACACCUACACCCACCCACACCCACACCUACACCCACACCCACACCCACACCUACACCCACACCUACACCCACACCCACACCCCACACCCACACCUACACCCACACCCACACCCCACACCCACACCCACACCUGAAUUCUUCCAAGUGCAAGUAGCUUCAGGAUCCAAACAUACGGCUGCGCCGUGAGCUGAUUUUGAUAAUAGUUGUGCUGGUGAGCCGGAAUAUAUAAACAUAUAUCCGUUUACUACACAAACACCCGAGUCCGGUAUUUUUGUUUCAGCCAGUGCCGCCACCUGAAUUCUAUACCGUUUUAGCUGACGAACAAUAAGUUCGCGUUUAGUGACUCGAUAGCACGACCUUACAUUCCAUGAUCCAAAAAGUGUUACCCUGGUUGUAGUAACAAGUUGGGUUUGUUCUUUUUCUGUAGUCAGUUAUUGCUUAGUGUCGUAUACUGGGGGACUAGUCCAAGAACAAGACAUAGUGGCUCCUGGACCCCAGGGGACGCCAUUCCAGUGCCGCAAGCAGCACCAGGUCCCCUGAGAGUACCUAAAUACUCUCCAGUAGGGUGGCAUUAACAAUGUAUUCCAUUAGAAUACAUUUAUUUAUUUUUAUUAAUCUAUCAAAAACAAAAUAAUGAUCAUUUAGAUGGAUUCUUUAAUGAACAGAUUUUAGCGAAUGAUUUGAUGAAAGAUAAAUUAAUUCUUCUCGACAUUGUCAUGUUACGAAUGAUAAUUCGUUUGAAUAGUCAUUUCUAUUAGAACUGGAACCAAUUGACUUUUUUCAGUUGAGGAGAAUCGGCCGCUUCAGUCAUAGACUUGAUCGUGCGAAAACGCCUCCUUCAAAAAUUCUUUAAUAGAGAGAAUCGCAUCAAUCCCAAUAAGGCUGAAUGACAGACAUAAAAACAAUUCAUGAAAAUAAGAUUUCAUUCAAUUUUCGAUGUAAAUCUGUAAAUAGUGUUGCACAGUCCAUAUAUCGAUACACUUGGUCUGAUCUUAUUUCAUUUUUGUUGAGAUUGAUUUCUUUUACUUUGGGCAAAUAUACAUGGGUUUAUUUCUCAUAGUCCCGCCUUUUUUCGAUGUUUUCAUAGCUCUGACAAAAAAAAUUAUGUUGGAUGUCGUCAUCGCUCUUGUCAGUCGACAGAAAAAGGAAGCAAAAUGAGUAUUACAUAGAAAAAGAAAAAAAAUACUAACGAUACGCUCUCCGGAGUAAACAUCGUCUUAGUCGGCAUCUCACUUCACAUUUUUUUUCUUAUCUACCCAAUCAAAUUUCUUCUUUACAUUUUCCGUAUUUUCUCGUCAAACAUAUAUUUUAACAGCUAUCAUUAAAAAAAAGAAAGAGAGUGACAAAAUAAAAAAAGGCGGUGAAAUGGCAAAAGAAGCAGAUAAAACAGUAAAAAAGAAAAGUGAAAGUCAAUAUUCGUCAGCUGUCGACAUUACUCACUCUCAUCCAAGGUGGGUAGACAGAAGGAGAGAGUGCGUAGUUAUAUGAUCUUUUAUUAAUAACAUCGUCUUAGUUGCAAAAUUCGUUCUGCUGAUGCGGAUUGGCUAAUGCUUUCAAGACUUUCAGGUAUCGUCUUUCUCUCAUCACCACAUAUCCCACGCAGAGGACUUGUGGAGUGUGGGUGUGCGUGUGGAUGUGGCGUGAGUGUGGCUGAGACUGUAGGGUGAGUAUGAGGUGUAGGUGUGGGUGUGAGUGUGGGCAUUGGCCUGAGUGUUACUGUCCGUGUGGGUGUGGGUUUGUGCUGAAAGAAGGAAAGGCCCACACGUACACACAUUCGUACGGAUCCCCAGACCCACUCUGACACUCACACCCACA